UCCCCCUUCCCCCACACCAAACCUUCUCUGGCUCCCUGACCUCAGUGAGAUUGCAGCUGGUCUGAGGACCUGUGGGAGACAUGGAGAAAGAGACGGGGCAUCCCCUGGCUGGAGCUGACCGACAGAGUAGGCAGUCAUGGCUGGAGAAUUGGAUAUCAGAGUAAUGUUUGACCUCUGGAAACAUCCCUUACAGGACGUCCGGUCAAAAUUCACUAGGUAGGAGGGUCAUCAGCUGGAAAGAACCGGAGCCUGGGGGGACCUGGCUGGAUAGGUAUGGGGGAUCCAGGCCAGUCCCCUAGUCCCCGGUCCACCCAUGGCAGUCCCCCAACUCUAAGCACUCUCACUCUCCUGCUGCUCCUCUGUGGACAUGCUCAUUCUCAAUGCAAGAUCCUCCGCUGCAAUGCUGAGUACGUGUCGUCCACCCUGAGCCUUAGAGGUGGGGGUUCACCAGGAGCGCUUCGAGGAGGAGGAGGAGGCCGGGGUGGAGGGGUGGGCUCCAUCGGCCUCUGUCGAGCCCUCCGUUCCUACGCCGUCUGCACUCGGCGCACAGCCCGCACCUGCCGCGGGGACCUCGCCUUCCAUUCGGCUGUGCACGGCAUCGAAGACUUGAUGAUCCAGCACAACUGCUCCCGCCAAGGCCCCACUGCCCCGCCCCAGCCCCGGGGCCCAGCCCUUCCAGGCGCAGGCCCCAUCCGCUCCUCUGGCCCCCCAGCCCCGGACCCCUGUGACUAUGAAGGCCGGUUUUCCCGGCUGCACGGUCGUCCCCCGGGCUUCUUGCAUUGUGCCUCCUUCGGGGACCCCCACGUCCGCAGCUUCCACCACCAUUUUCACACGUGCCGUGUCCAAGGAGCUUGGCCCCUGCUGGAUAAUGACUUCCUUUUUGUCCAGGCCACCAGCUCCCCUGUGGCAUCGGGGGCCAACGCCACCACCACCCGGAAGCUCACCAUUAUAUUUAAGAACAUGCAGGAAUGCAUUGAUCAGAAGGUCUACCAGGCUGAGGUGGACAAUCUUCCUGCAGCCUUUGAAGAUGGUUCUAUCAAUGGAGGUGACCGACCUGGGGGCUCAAGUUUGUCUAUUCGAACUGCUAACCUUGGGAGCCAUGUGGAGAUUCGAGCUGCCUAUAUUGGCACAACUAUAAUCAUUCGGCAGACAGCUGGGCAACUCUCCUUCUCCAUCAAGGUAGCAGAGGAUGUAGCCAGGGCCUUCUCAGCUGAGCAGGACCUGCAGCUCUGUGUUGGGGGGUGCCCCCCAAGUCAACGACUCUCUCGCUCAGAGCGCAAUCGUCGGGGAGCUAUAACACUUGAUACUGCCAGACAGCUGUGCAAGGAAGGGCUGCCAGUUGAAGACGCUUACUUCCAUUCCUGUGUCUUUGAUGUUUCAAUCUCUGGUGACCCCAACUUUACUGUGGCAGCUCAGGCAGCUCUGGAGGAUGCCAGAGCCUUCCUACCAGACUUAGAAAAGCUGCAUCUCUUCCCCUCAGAUACCGGAGUUCCUCUUUCCUCAGCAACCCCCCUAGCUCCACUCCUUUCUGGGCUCUUUGUUCUAUGGCUUAGCAUUCAAUAGAUAGGCCAGCAAUCCCAUGAUUGGUUUAGAAAUUAUUUGGGGAUAGAGAUUGGUAGGGAAGAACAUAAAGAAUCACUGAAGGAAACUGGACUAGGAGACACAUGAAACAAUGACAUUUACCCAGAGUCAGAUAAGGCUGCAGUCCAGGUUUGAAAUGAUCACAGAAUAAGGAUUCGGGGCAAAGUUACUGCAUUCCAGACCUCUGUGGGGGCUCUUCACCAAUUUUCCCAGUCCUAUUUAUAGUAAUUGAAUUGUUCCAGUCCAUGUACUCCUGAGAUCACCCCUACAAGCUUAGAGGUUAUAGGGGUCCUGAUGAUCAGUAGAACUUAAGGGUUGAGACUCCUAAGAGGGGAGAACUGAAAGAGGAAGACAUGAUCAUUACCUAUAAGAGACUCAAAAUCUAAUGAUAUUUUCUCUUGGAAGAUGGAAAGAGGAGGAAAUGAUUAGGGAAAAGAGUCUAUUUGAUGAACAUAUGUGGGCAGGAUGUGUUCUGCUUUCUUGGUUCAGAAAUGAAGUGGGGGUUGUCCGGAUCUUAGGUGAAUGGAAUCUCUGCCUUUGGAGAACGGCACAGAUAGGAAGGAAGCUAUCAUCCCCACUCCUAACUACUCUGUUAUUAAAGCUAUGAAUUCUCCACAUC
This is a messenger RNA of Ceratotherium simum simum (southern white rhinoceros), 2200 nucleotides long. It is a transcript of the gene HJV, whose product is annotated as hemojuvelin BMP co-receptor. Gene Ontology annotation, cellular component: plasma membrane. Gene Ontology annotation, molecular function: coreceptor activity. The record is from RefSeq and is a predicted model, not a curated record. NCBI's taxonomy places the organism in Eukaryota, Metazoa, Chordata, Mammalia, Perissodactyla, Rhinocerotidae. Gene Ontology annotation, biological process: BMP signaling pathway.